CAUCCACACUCUGCCCACGUAAACCAUCCUCAUUGGCUGUGAGAAAGCCCCCAUAACCAGUCCGACAACCCGUCUCGUUUACCAACUCCUCAGUUUCACCAUCAAGUCAUAUCAACACAGCUCGAGGAGAAUGGCCACCAUUGCUAUUGCUAGCUUCAUUGGUCUCACCACUCCCAUCACUAGAACUCAAGGACUUUCUGGGCAUUUCCCAAAUCCCUCUUCCCCUUUCUCCUCCCUCAAAUAUUCCCAAUUCAGAACCACCUUCUCUCCCUCCAUGGCCACCACCCCAAUCCAAGUCUCUGCUUCUUCUUCAUCAUCAUCAUCGCCCGCCAUUGAUGAAAAAAAAGGUGCAGGCUUUUCCGGGAUUGUGGGAGCCGAUGACCUGUUGAUUGUUGGGCCGGGAGUACUUGGGCGAUUGGUUGCAGAGAAAUGGCGGCAGGAGCAUCCGGGUUGUGAAAUAUAUGGGCAAACAGUCACCGUUGAUCACCAUGAGGAGUUGAUCAAGGUGGGUAUCAAUCCAUGCUUGAAGGGGACCAAAACGGACCUUAAGUUUCCUAAUGUCAUUUUCUGUGCUCCACCAUCUAGAACCUCGGAUUAUCCCGGUGAUGUUCGAGUGGCUGCAUUGAACUGGAAUGGUGAAGGUUCUUUCUUAUUUACAUCAAGCUCUGCACCGUAUGAUUGCAAUGACAACAGUCCAUGUGAUGAGGAUACUCCAGUAGUGCCAAUAGGAAGGAGCCCCAGGACCGAUGUCCUUCUUAAUGCAGAAAAAGUGGUGCUGGAGUUUGGUGGUGUUGUUCUUAGAUUGGCAGGGCUUUACAAAGCAGAUAGAGGUGCCCAUGUUUAUUGGUUAUCGAAGGGGACUGUAGACACAAAUCCAGAUCACGUUCUGAAUCUCAUACAUUACGAGGAUGCAGCUUCCCUAUCUGUUGCAAUCUUAAAGAAGCAAUUACGUAACCGGAUUCUCUUGGGUUGUGACAAUCAUCCAUUGUCCAGGAAAGAAGUGAUGGACUUGGUUAAUAAAAGUGGGAAAUUUACCAAAGUGUUUGAGAGCUUUACAGGAACUACUGAUCCCUUGGGAAAGCGAUUAAACAACUCAAAAACUCGUGCAGAAAUAGGGUGGGAACCAAAAUACCCCAGUUUCUCUCAAUUCCUUGAGAGUCUCUGAACUAAUGUUACCUCUAUCUGCAUUGUGCGGGAAAUAUUGGUUAAGAUAGCCCAAGGAAUAUUUGCGAUGGAGCUGAGCAUGUAAAGUUUGUUUGCAUAUUGUGGAGAUACUUGCUGCAAUGGUUUGCACAUCUGUAGAGAACUAACAAUUCUGAACCUAUUCAACCAGCCUCCAUGGAAACUUAUUGGCUGGUUUGAACAUUCAAGUGAUUUAACUUCAUGUAUCUUUGUACAGGCAGCUUAUAUAUCAUUGGUCCCAAAUUCUCUAUCUCCCCCAGCUUAUAUAGAUUCUAUUUUUUUCUCUCUGUGUUUACUUUGCUGUUACAUAAGAUGUAUCCACCUGCUUAUGCAGAAAUUAUGUUUCAUCUUCUAGAAUGAUUAAUAGAAUAAUAGUGGAUUGUGAUUUGUCGGA
Rosa chinensis is the source of this 1576-nucleotide messenger RNA. RefSeq lists its product as uncharacterized. Bases 131 to 1165 code for a protein of 344 amino acids. The transcript is spliced from 9 exons. The record is from RefSeq and is a predicted model, not a curated record. NCBI's taxonomy places the organism in Eukaryota, Viridiplantae, Streptophyta, Magnoliopsida, Rosales, Rosaceae.